This is a messenger RNA of Sclerotinia sclerotiorum 1980 UF-70, 180 nucleotides long. RefSeq lists its product with no specific name. The record is from RefSeq and is a predicted model, not a curated record. The transcript has a single exon. Bases 1 to 180 code for a protein of 59 amino acids. NCBI's taxonomy places the organism in Eukaryota, Fungi, Ascomycota, Leotiomycetes, Helotiales, Sclerotiniaceae.
AUGGGAUGGGAUAUGAUAAGGGGAGGAGAGGGAGAGAAGAAGUCAGCGGGAGAGAGUGGGAAGGGAGAGGAGAUGGGUGGUAUGGAUAGUUUGAUGGAUUUGAUUAGUGGGGGAACUCAAAAAGAUAGUGCGAGCAUGAAGGGGACUGUUAGGACGAAGAGUGGGAAGGAGAAAAAGUAG